Molecule: messenger RNA, 2946 nt
Organism: Menidia menidia (Atlantic silverside)
Lineage: Eukaryota; Metazoa; Chordata; Actinopteri; Atheriniformes; Atherinopsidae
Source: the annotation of a GenBank genome assembly
AUGCGGCACACAGUGUUUUCCUCGAAGAAGCGCACAUUCACCAGCUGUAACUUCUCACCUCGAGGCUCCAGCGCUGACAGCAACAAAAACAGACGAGACCGAUCAAUUUUUCUAAUUCUCGGCCCCUGCCGCACGAUAACGACUGUCACAGUCCGUCGAUGGGAAAACACGGUGGAAUCAUCCAUGAAAGCGGCGAUCAUCGGAAACUGGGGCCCGACGCGGCCUGCUGGGCACAGGCUGACCGUUACAGGGCUGUCAGCGGCCGUCUCUGCUGUGGGUGAGAGUGUGAACACGCAGCAGCGUGAAAUGAGAAAGGACUCGGUCGAAUGUGUGCCAGCUGCAAGAUUACGGAGGGCUGAGUUUUGCAGCGAUACGAGGCGAGGGGACAGCCAGACGAAUGCACGCGUCUACAUUUCUGCCCACGACUCGACCCGCAGCUCAAACGUGAGCGCGUCUCAGACCGGUUCGUCUGAGGAGAUCUCCCUCUUUUCCUUCGUGACUCUGAUGACCCUGAAGCGAGGAGGAAAGCGGUGGCUUUGUUUGCCACCGGACAGCAAAUGGGACAGCACCGUUGACACAACACAUCUGGCUGACAGUGAGGGGGAGCUUUGCCUCCUGACUCAGCCUCUGCUACGGUCAGGGGAAGAACAUUCAGCCCUGAGAAUCAUGACGGCCAUCAACGCACCCCGAGACAAAUACAAUGCAGUAUGGAUCAUUUUCUUCAUCCUGGGUCUGGGAACUCUCUUACCAUGGAAUUUCUUCAUGACAGCCACAAUGUACUUCACCAGCAGGCUGAAGGACCCGCCGGCCGCCGUAUCCAACGUGACGGCCAACGGGACCGACCAGGGCGGGGACCCUCGCAACAUGCUGGAGCUGAAGUUUAACAACGUGAUGACGCUGUGCGCCAUGGUGCCCCUGCUCAUCUUCACGUGCCUCAACUCCUUCAUCCACCAGAGGAUUCCUCAGAAGCUGCGGAUCUCCGGCAGCCUGACGGUCAUCCUGGUGGUCUUCAUGCUCACUGCAGUUCUGGUCAAGGUGGAUGUGGCCCCACUGCCCUUUUUCGCCCUGACUAUGAUCAAGAUUGUUUGCAUCAACUCUUUCGGGGCCAUCCUCCAGAGCAGCCUGUUCGGGCUGGCGGGGAUCCUGCCCGCCUCCUACACCACCCCCAUCAUGAGCGGGCAGGGGCUGGCCGGCACCUUCGCCGCUUUCUCCAUGAUCUGCGCCCUGGCCACUGGAUCAGAGCUACAGGACAGCGCUUUCGGCUACUUCAUCACAGCCUGUGUGGUCAUUCUUCUGGCCAUAAUGUCCUACCUCACUCUGCCCAAGAUGGAGUUCUUCCAGUACUACAUGGAGAGCAAUGGCUGCCGGCCGUCCGCUGACGAGGAAAACAAGAUGGAUUUACUCAAAAAAGACAGCCCGGCAGAGAAGCGGCCGGUGGUCAAUCUGCUGGAGGACGAGGCCAGAGCCAGCGUGUCCGUCUUUGCCAUCUUCAAACAGAUCUGGGUGAUGGCUCUGUCGGUGUGCUUCAUCUUCACCGUGACCAUCGGAACCUUCCCCUCCGUGACGGUGGACGUGAAGUCCACGGUGGCGGCCGGAGGCACCUGGGACACCUACUUCAUCCCCGUGUCGUGUUUCCUUCUCUUUAACGUGAUGGACUGGGCUGGCAGGAGUCUGACGGCCGUCUGCAUGUGGCCGGGCAGAGACAGCAUCUGGCUGCCCAUCCUGGUGGGCCUGCGGGUGGUCUUCAUCCCGCUCUUCAUGCUGUGCAACGUGGAGCCUCGUCACUACCUCCCCGUCUGGUUUGCUCACGACGCCUGGUACAUCAUCUUCAUGAUCGUCUUCUCCUUCUCCAACGGGUACCUGGCCAGCCUCUGCAUGUGCUUCGGACCCAAGAAGGUGGCGCAGCACCAGGCUGAGACGGCGGGCGCCAUCAUGGCCUUCUUCCUGUCCCUGGGCUUGGCUCUGGGCGCGGCCAUCUCCUUUGGAAUCCGGGCCUUGAUCUGAAACCUCCCGCAGAACCCUCAGUCAGCCGUAGAUAAGACCACCCCCUUCAUCAACACCCCCCCCCCCCCCCCUCUCUCUUGCGGCUGUCUGGGAGGAGACGAUGCAACACGCCGGAGGACUGGAGCCCCUCAGUCCUCCGUUACCAUAGAGACUGUCUCUGAAUACUGUUUUAAUGUUAGUUUCCUCCAAACUCAGCAGCACAUUGUUUACGCCUGCCUCAUCAUGUUCAUGGAGACUUUUAUUUUAAUUUUAUACCUCUGAUCAAACCGUUGCCAAGUCAGAAUCAAACCAAAUGGUAAAGAUGAGUUUUUCUGGAGGAGAGACUGGAAGCUCUUCCAGGUGUUUUUAAAAGUUGUGACCCGCAGUAUUGUGCAGCCCAGCAGUGUUCUUUGAUGUGUAGAACUUGUUCAGUCCCUUUGGAGUAGUCCUCCUCCUCAAUAAUGACAGAAAAAUACUCGGAUGGCAUGUAAAUAAGUCUGACCUCAGCUUUUAGAGCAGGCCGUCAAAAGCUGCUGCUUCCUCCAACCAGUCCGUCUCCUUCAGAGGCAGCCAUCCAUCGGCGUUUACUCGGCAGAAACCUCCUCGUCACGCCGCGCUCAGCUCGCAUCAAACCAAAACACACACACAAGCACAGGAAAACUCUGAAGGGAAGCCGUGAGCCGUCACACACCUGCUGAACCUCUUAGGACCGCCGUUCAUCAGCCGCCUCCCAACCCAUCAGUCACAGCAUGAGGGCCGUUUGCAUCUGAAGCUGGCCUAAGGGGGGGGGGGGGGGGGGGGUAAUGAGACGCCGCCCCGUCAGGGCCAGCUCAGAGCUCGACUGGAGUGGAAACAUUUUCAGUCUGUACUUUUGGUUAAGGUUUACCUUUUGUUCUGGUGAAACAAGUUUUACCGCCAUGUAUUUUCUACACGUGGCUGUUGAAACGUGACCGGGCGCCGUCU